Molecule: messenger RNA, 1272 nt
Organism: Lasiodiplodia theobromae
Lineage: Eukaryota; Fungi; Ascomycota; Dothideomycetes; Botryosphaeriales; Botryosphaeriaceae
Product: CDC73 family RNA pol II accessory factor
Exons: 2
Coding region: 1-1272 (423 amino acids)
Biological process (GO): positive regulation of transcription elongation by RNA polymerase II; transcription elongation by RNA polymerase II
Cellular component (GO): Cdc73/Paf1 complex
Molecular function (GO): RNA polymerase II complex binding
Source: RefSeq, a predicted model, not a curated record
AUGGCCGAGAGCGACCCGCUGCUCAACCUCCGUAACGCCAUCGCGGCCAGCAAACCCCCGAUCCCCACAAAGAGCGCCGACGCAUCGCAUGCCCAGGAUGUCGAGCAGGACCUCGCAAAGGCAACUUUCCUCCAGUUCAACCACGAAGACGGACAGCACCGCGCCAUUCCUCUGAAUACCCCGACGCGCUUCGUCUCCGAGGGCCAGCCCGUCGACCUGCGCAGCGUGUACUUCACCUGGCUGAAGAAGGACGCCGCUGUCCCCGAGUACAUUACUUCCGUAGGCCGUCUGAACGACGAGCUGAAGCUGCCGGGUAACGCAGGGGGGUCCGUCAAGAACCUGGUCUUCGCCGAGAAGCUCGACCUUAUCACAUGGCUCGAGGGUGGCUCUGAAGAGAGCGAGAACAUCAAGCCGCUGCCGUCUGAGGCCGCGGCUGCCACAAGCUCUGCGAACAUUGCCGCUGGUACCACUGGCGGUAUACCGACUGUGCCCAGCGGCGCUCCGAAGGCCGGCAAGUCGCAGCCUGACCCGCGGCUUCUAGAAAUCUACAAUGGCGAGCGGCGGAUGGGAGACAGGAAUAGCGUGUUGCGCGGCAUCAAGCCUACUGAUUUCUCUCAUGUGCGCAAACACGCCGCCGCUCUUCUCGGCCAUGGCAAGCGGUCAGGCGCAGCCGCUGUACCCAAUCCUCUCAACAACGUCACCAACCCUGCGCUCGUCUCAAAUCUCAAGAAGCCCGGUCGCCGCCCGGAACCCAUCAUCCUCCUGUCCCCGUCGGCCUCCUCGCUCUUGCGCAUGUCCAACGUCAAGUCUUUCCUUGACGGCGGUAUCUACGCUCCAGCUGAUUCCGCUGGUGCUGGUCCCAACCUGCUCCAUCUUACUCGUACACUUCCUAGCAUUGAUCCCAGUCGCCCCAUGCGAUUCAUCCUCGUCGAUACUCCUGAUCAAUUCAAGCCGGACUACUGGCAGCGCGUGGUUGCUGUCUUCACAACGGGCCAGACCUGGCAGUUCAAGUCAUACAAGUGGACGCAGCCCGCAGAGCUGUUCAGCCACGCUCUGGGAGUUUACGUCGGCUGGCGUGGAGAAUCGGUUCCUGAAACAGUGAAGGGAUGGGGACGGAGCGUCAUGACUGCGCAAGUCGACAAGUGGACCCCGCAUCAGGGUGCAGCGGGCCGCUGGAGAGAUCGCGAGGAGGUGGAGAAGAUUUGGAAUGCCAUUGAGCUCAGCAUGCGGGGCAAGGGCUGGACGAAAGAGGGACCUCCGGUGGGAAGGUAG